Debaryomyces fabryi is the source of this 948-nucleotide messenger RNA. RefSeq lists its product as uncharacterized. Gene Ontology annotation, biological process: septin ring assembly; endoplasmic reticulum inheritance. The transcript has a single exon. The coding region runs from base 1 to 948 and encodes 315 amino acids. Lineage: Eukaryota; Fungi; Ascomycota; Pichiomycetes; Serinales; Debaryomycetaceae. Gene Ontology annotation, cellular component: endoplasmic reticulum membrane; cortical endoplasmic reticulum; perinuclear endoplasmic reticulum. The record is from RefSeq and is a predicted model, not a curated record.
AUGAUCAGUGCAUCGCUUUUAGGUUCAUUAUUAACAUUGACAGCUGGGUUAGGGCUCUUUGGAAUCGUUUCGGGUAAGGGUUCGAUGAUUGAAUCUGCGCUUUUGUUUGCCUACAUUGUACGUUGUAUUUAUGAAACGUUCCCCAUAUUAUCAGAAGAUGCAAGUAAAACUUUAACUUCCAUAUUCACUCAAACAACAUUCAACUUACGGAAUGAAAUCCCUAAAUUGCCCCCACAGAUAACGAACACAGUACUGCAAUUAUUACCAUUCUUAGCUUCCAACUUACCAGGCUCCUUCAAGGCUAUUUGGGAAUUUUUAAUCACGUCAAUCCAUAAAGUUCCGUUACCUUUAUUGCUUAAUUUGGCUUAUAGAAUUGGUGUCUUUUAUGCUGCUACUAAAAUUAUUCCUUCUUUGUACCAUGAUGCCUCAUAUCCUUUUAACACUCCACCAAGAACACCUUCUCAGAAUAGAUCUCCCCGUCCUUCAUCAACAAACAUAUCAAGCUUAAGUCAACUCACCUCUAGCUCCAAAAAAAUCUCCUCGAAUCAUCGUCAUAGUAACAAACAUGAAAUAAAUAGUGAAGAGGUUAUAGACACAACUGAAAUCCAGCCAUUAUCACACUCCCAAUCUACAUUCACGAGAAACUCAUUUGGCAGAAAGCGUGAACCUCGUUCAACUAUUAUCAAGUUAAUCUACUCUUAUUCGCCUUGUAUUGUGAUUGCAGUCUAUACACAUUUAAUGAUGCUGUACAAAGGUGAAUUGGGAACCGAAUUGAAAAUUUGGGGUUGGUGGAAUCCUAACUCAGACAUUCUGGUAAUAGUGCAUCCAUGGCAAUUUUGGAAUUGGGUCAAUAUGGCUACUACAUUAUUGCUAUAUACCGCCGAAUUACUGGGCAACGACAGUAAUUCCGGCAGAACUGCUUUAACAAGUCAUUGGAAAGUUGAAUAA